AUGAGCAGCAGCUGCAACAACACGAUGUUAAAGGAUUGUGAAGUUGAAGUCUGUUCCAAAGAAGAAGGCUAUGUAGGCGUUUGGUUUCGAGCCGUCUUAGAGGAGAACCCCACCAAGUCCGGACGGAAGAAGAAGCUCCGUGUCCGCUACAAGACUCUGCUAAGCGACGAUGGUGAUGACUCUCCUCUUACCGAACUCGUCGAGCUGAGAUUCAUCCGGCCAAUCCCGCCGGAGGAUAUGCAAAACGGCGUCGUUUUGGAGGAAGGAACGGCGGUUGAUGCGGAUCACAGAGAUGGGUUGUGGACCGGUUUCAUCUUGAAGAAGAAAGAAGAGGGCGAGAAGUUUCUUGUUUACUUCGAUUCACCACCUGAUAUCAUGGAGUUCGAGAGGAACCUGCUGCGUCCUCAUCUUGACUGGGUCGAUUCAAAAUGGGUCACGCCCGUAAAGAAGGAACUGGAUAACUCCGUGUUGUUUUGCUCGGGAGCAACGGUAGAAGUGUGUUCUGUCAAAGAUAAAGCGUGGUACCCGUCAUUGCUGGUUACAGAUAUUGAAGAAGAAGAUGGUGAGAAGAAGUUCAUUGUCAAGGACUUCAAUAAGCGGUUGAGCAGCUACAUUGAUGGUGAGUCAACACCAACCACAGCUGUUGAUGCUUGUCGGGUUAGACCCGCACUGCCUCCUUCCUCCUUUGGACAGUUCCAGGUGAUGGAACGUGUGGAGGUGUUGCGUGGUUCCGGAUGGUGCCAAGGGUUGGUGCAGAAGAUUCUCUCCGAGGAACGUUACUGGGUUAGUUUAGAAGUUAGCAAGGAGGAAUAUGUAUUUAAACACUCGGAGGUUCGACCCUUAAUGGUGUGGGAGAAUGGGAGAUGGCGUAACAAAUCUAAGACUCCUUCCAACAUCUUAAACAAGAAUCCAGUGCACUCUUGUUCUGGUCCUCAGCCAUUCACCAGAGUUGAAGAAACUGUGGCUGCCACUGUAGAGUUGAGAAAGAAGAAGAAGGCUGAUGUUGUUAUUAGUGAUAAAACUCAUGAGGUCACAACCCCAAUUGCAACACCGUUGAAACAAACAAAGGCCAAAACUGUUGGAAAUACAUCCCCCAUGAAGGCACCUGAGCUAGUGAUGAAUCUCAAUGAUUUUGGAAACGAUUCAACUCCACAUAAGACGCAUGAGGAUGAGAACAGCGAAGCUAAGAGUAGGAAAAGGAAAAGGGAACAAGUUCAACAACUGUCGAACCUGAAUGAAGAGGCUGAUGGGAAUACCAACACUUCAACUGCUGAGAUCAGUGAUACAACAAGUAAAAGUAUGUGCCACGGUAGUGAAGUUGUUGAUCAGCCUCAGCCUCUCUCUGUUUGGAUAGGAAACUCAUCUACUGAGCUGUCCCCUGAUCAGAGCUUAAAUUUGGUGAAAAAUUCUGCUGCUGCUUGUACUGAGGAAACACCAGCCAAAGACACCACCCUAAUGGAUUUGCCUUUCACAAAGAAGUCACCAUAUUGGAAGAUCUGUGAGUCAUCAGACGAUUUCAAGUCUGUUCCGCAACGGCCUCACUUUAGACCAUUGGUUGAAUCUAUGGAGGAUCUCGAUCACCGUGAGUGGUUUGCCUCUGGCAUGACGAUGGCCUUUUAUGACUUGCUAAAAGUAGUGAAGGGUCUGAAGCUUGAUGAUUCCAUAACCACGCUCAACGAUCUCAGCGUGUCCUUUGCCAAACUAGAGAAGCAUGGUUUCGAAGUUGAAGCUCCUCAAGCAGUUAUCAGCAAAGUCUUGUCUCUCAAAGAUGUGCUAGCUUAGAAAGCAGAGGAACACAAGUGUUUGGAGGACAGCAUUGAAGAGGAAGAGAGUGCAAGUCUCAAGUUAGAAGAAACGACGCUUGAGUUGAAAGGCAAAAUCAGUGAGCUGCAACGCAAAAUCAGUGAGCUGCAAUGCAAAACCAGUGAGCUGGAGAGAGAAGAUGCAGUUGCGAGAAAGAAUAAGGAAGCAGCCGAGGAGAAGAUAGCUGACAUGAAGGCACAUGUUAGCCAAGAGAUUGAAGAUGUGGAGGCUGAGUUUCAGAAAACUAUAUCAGCUCCAUGGUGACAAGUUAUAUAUAACCUCUCCCUAUUUUGGUAAAUGAAACGAGUAGAUGAAGUUGGUAAGAGACUAUGUCUGAGAUUGUUGGCUACCUCUUAUGGUUUGUGUUUUAAGCUUUUUAAA
This is a messenger RNA of Brassica oleracea var. oleracea, 2184 nucleotides long. RefSeq lists its product as uncharacterized. The record is from RefSeq and is a predicted model, not a curated record. The transcript has 7 exons. NCBI's taxonomy places the organism in Eukaryota, Viridiplantae, Streptophyta, Magnoliopsida, Brassicales, Brassicaceae. The coding region runs from base 1 to 1782 and encodes 593 amino acids.